AUGGACUCGAACAACGGAACCCCCGCCCCUUUCCCUAUGGCAGGAAUGGGGGAGAUGAAACGGGGCAAGCCUCCCGUGAACAACGGCCGCGUUUCACCUAGAACCCCAGGGCAGGCGCCUCCUCAAAAGAAGCCUAUCGGCGCGCCAAAGAAGAAGGUGGUAAAGAAAGCGCUACCUAAAGCCCCUGCGGGAGACCCGAUGGAGGAGUUUUUCGCUAUUAUGGAGCAGUUUGUCGACGAGCCCGAGGAGAUGGAAUGCCCGAUUCAGCGUGCCAGCUCUGUCAAAGAGGGGCACGAGAUGCAAUCAUUGGUUGACGCGCUGAAGGCGGAAAUCAAGGCGAAGGACAAGCUUCUCGAAGCUUCGGAGAAAGAGCAACAGAUGCUGCAGGAAGAGUUGAAGCACGCGUGGAACAGCACCGACGAGCUUCAGCGACAGUUUAACGACUCAGAGGCGCUCGUCUUGAAGUUGCAGCAUGAGAACGAAGUUCUGCGAUCCGCGAAGCGUGUGUUGACGACGUCGCCCACUGACCUGUCGCGGAGGCUAGCUGCCACGGAGUCGCGCAACGUGGAAUUGGCGGAAAAAAUGGCAGCAUGUGAGAAGGAGCUCGAGAUGACAAAGAUCGCACUUCAGCAGGCGGCGCAAGAAAGGGAUUCGCUCGCGGAGGAAAUGGAGGCGGCACUUGCAAGCUGGGCGGUUGACAGCCCCGCAACUCCUGCCAGCGGGAUUUCGUCUGGAACCUUCUCGCAUUCGACGUCCACGUCAUCAAACUCCAGUUCCCAAGACGAGGUUCAGCAACUCGCGAUGGCUCUCGACGGUGUGCAGAGGGAGCUUCGCGUGGUGCGGGGCGAGAGAGACGCGCUUAUGGCUGCGGUGCGUCCCAGCGGGCGGGUGAAUGUGAACAGCCCAGCUGGCCGCUCCCUACGAAAAUCCUCGUCAGCUUUGUCCGUACCCUCAAGCCAGCAGCAACAGCAGGCGGCACAGUUCAACUACAAAGCCAUCCGCCAGACUGUCGAUUCCAACCCUCGUGUCCACUUCGCGGAGCCUAUCGCUUCACGUCUCCCCCUCGCCUCCUCCGCGCCCUGCUAA
Closterium sp. Naga37s-1 is the source of this 1086-nucleotide messenger RNA. The record is from the annotation of a GenBank genome assembly. Lineage: Eukaryota; Viridiplantae; Streptophyta; Zygnematophyceae; Desmidiales; Closteriaceae.